This is a messenger RNA of Xyrichtys novacula (pearly razorfish), 318 nucleotides long. The record is from the annotation of a GenBank genome assembly. NCBI's taxonomy places the organism in Eukaryota, Metazoa, Chordata, Actinopteri, Labriformes, Labridae.
AUGCAGCGCCGCCACUUGCAGGAGCACUUGGAUUGGCUGAAGGAGCAAGGUAGCCCGCAGAGACGGUUCCUUCCUUCCCCACGGUUCAGUCCCGUCAGUGGAGCGCGAGGCGCGGUGCACGCACACACGGCUUACACACACUCGCCUACACGCGUGGAAAGGUGCAGAGACACAGAGAGGGACUCACCGGAGGACUUUGAUUUUUUUAUGGUGUGUGGGACCACACGGAGCAUGAAUUUGCCAUCAGGACAUCGAUCAACAUCUCAAGAUAAACCAAGUGAAGCUCUGAGGGGAAAAGCAAACAGACGCAGAUUUUAA